Molecule: messenger RNA, 1758 nt
Organism: Carcharodon carcharias (great white shark)
Lineage: Eukaryota; Metazoa; Chordata; Chondrichthyes; Lamniformes; Lamnidae
Gene: dgke
Product: diacylglycerol kinase, epsilon
Exons: 9
Coding region: 7-1098 (363 amino acids)
Molecular function (GO): ATP-dependent diacylglycerol kinase activity
Source: RefSeq, a predicted model, not a curated record
UCCUACAUGUUGCCGGAAAACUGGACCCCAAUUCUGGUCCUGGCAAAUGCUCGGAGCGGGAAUAACAUGGCCGAGGAUCUGAUGGGAGAAUUCCGAACCAUCCUUAAUCCCAUUCAGGUGGUUGAUCUUGACUCCUCAACUCCACAUAAAGCUCUGCAGCUGUGCACGCUUCUGCCGAACAACGCAGCCAGAGUGCUGGUGUGUGGUGGUGAUGGGACAGUGGGAUGGGUGCUGGAUGCCAUUGAUGAAAUGAAAUAUAAGGGACAGGACCAAUACAUUCCACAUGUGGCUAUUCUCCCUCUUGGAACUGGGAAUGACUUGUCCAACACUCUGGGCUGGGGAGCUGGAUAUGCUGGCGAUGUUGCAGCAGAAGUGAUUUUACAGAAUGUUCUAGAUGGUGACCCGAUGCAAUUAGAUCGGUGGAGAGUGCGAGUGACAAAAGGAUUUUACAGUUUCCACAGGCCCAAGAUUUUCUCAAUGAACAAUUAUUUCUCGGUUGGCCCAGAUGCUCUUAUGGCUUUAAACUUUCACGAAUGCAGGCAGCAUAGUCCAUUUCUCUUCUCCAAUCGGAUUAUUAAUAAGGCUGUUUAUUUCUUCUAUGGGACCAGAGACUGUUUAGUUCAAGCCUGCAAGGACCUGGAUCAGAAGAUUGAGUUGGAGCUGGAUGGGGUACAGAUCUCUCUGCCGAAGCUGGAGGGGAUUAUCGUUCUCAACAUUGCUUACUGGGGAGGGGGCUGUCGGCUUUGGGAAGGCACAGGGGAUAAACCUUACCCCCUCGCCAGUCACAAUGAUGGCCUGUUGGAAGUGGUUGGUGUUUAUGGCUCAUUCCAUUGUGCACAAAUCCAUGUGAAACUGGCCAACCCAGUGCGUCUGGGCCAAGCACACACAGUCAGACUGAUCCUGAAGAACUCAGCCAUGCCCAUGCAGGUGGAUGGUGAGCCCUGGGUUCAGGGGCCCUGUACAAUUGUGAUCACUCACAAAACCCACGCACUGAUGAUUUCACCACCAAGCGAGCAACUGGAGGAUGAUGUCCCGAGAGUGGCUGAGAGCCAGAGCAGGACCGAGAGGAAAAUUAACGAUCCGGAUAUUGGGAUCUGAGGAUGCCAUGCAUGCUGCUUUGCUGGAGGGGCCUCUCUCACAACUGAGGAAGAUUCACUUCACCAGAGUGACGUGCUCGUCUUGGCUUGAUGGCUGAUUGUCAUGAAGAGAGUACAGCUGGGAACUAUCAGGCACUUCAAUCCUGGGGAGGAACCCGCUCCCCGUGACAUAAUGGAGCGACAUUAAAGACUCCGAUUGGAUGCACUGCUGCAGUCAUCUGCUCAGCUCUUUCUGUAAUUGCUCAAUGGUUCGAUUCAGCACAUUCCCUUACCCCCCAGUGCAUUUCUCUGUGACAGAUGCCAUACUCCCUUUCACCUUUUCAAAUGACUGAGAAGAGGAACAAACAGGCUGAGAAUCCGGGACAGACUGGCUCAUACAUGGGUCAUUAUUGAGAACCUGGGCUGGUCCAUACUGAUAGGGGGAAAUCACCAUUUGCUGCUCCAACAGUCCAUAAUCAAUCUCAGCCCAAUUCUUGAGCAGCAUCUGCUGCAGAUAUAACCAGCACCCUCCCAGUGUCCCCAAUAACCUCAUUAACCACACACUGGCAGAUAUAACCAGCACCCUCCCAGUGUCCCCAAUUACCUCACUAACCACACACUGGCAGAUAUAACCAGCACCCUCCCAGUGUCCCCAAUUACCUCACUAACCACACACUGGCAG